ACUUUUCUUGCAUGACACAACACUUUGGAGAAUCCUGUGAAGUAACAUAGUCUCAUUUGCUAGCAUUGAACGAUGGGGGGUGUAGUUCACUUAUCAUUAAUUUUAGUCUUAUAUUCAUUUGGUGUUGCUACUGUCUCGGCGGCGAAACAUCAUAAACUCAUUGUUGUUUUAAUCGAUGGAUUUAGGUGGAAUUAUUUAGAUGACCCACAGUUCAAAAAUUUGAAAGGUUUUGCUGGCAUCAUAAAAAAUGGAGUCAAGGCAGAGUACUUAGAGCCAGUGUUUCCAACUUUGACCUACCCAAACAUGAAUAGUUUUGCCACAGGUUUAUACCCGGAAAGCCAUGGCUUUGUUGACAAUAUGCUGUGGGACAAGAAAUCCAACACUUUCUUCGAAAUGAUACCUGCUAUGAAUAGUUCAGAUCCUAGAUGGUGGCAACAAGCCGAGCCGAUCUGGAUAACGGCACAGAAGAAUAACCUGAAGACCGCCCUCUACUGGUGGCAGGGAUGCGAGGUGAAAAUCCAUGGUUACCACCCCCAAAUCUGUGAAAGGCACAUAUAUGACCCACCAUCGGAUGAAAGAAAGAGGGAUAUGAUUCAAAGAGUGGAUGACAUUGUUGAAAUGUUCAAGCCAUCAACAAUUCUGUCUUACGACAGGUUGGAUUUGGCCAUGUUGUAUUACUCGGGUGUCGAUUGGGCAGGCCAUUACGCUAGUCAAGAUUCUCCGGUGUUCAGAAAAGCUGUGCAGAUUAUUGAUGACGUUUUAGAUUACCUGCAGAAAGCUCUUGCCAGGGCAAAGUUAACGAAUCAGGUAAACAUAAUGGUUUUAUCCGACCACGGCAUGGCAGACGUGAGGAAUACGACAUUCAUCACUUUGGACAAAUAUUCCCAAUACAUAAGAUACCAGGUGAACGCUGGACCCAUCAUAUCCUUGGUGCCUCAGCCUGGAAAAGAAGAAAAGCUGUAUUACGAACUGGUGCAUGAAAACAUCACAGGACUCCACGUUUACAGAAGACAAGAUAUUCCAGAAUCGUUUCACACCAAAAACGCGAAACGACUCGGACCCAUUGUGCUGGAAUGUGAUGAAGCCUAUUUCGUGAAAGCGUUAAAUGAUACGUCUAAACUAAUUGGAGAUAUACAAUUCUCCGAUUAUUACGGUGAACACGGGUAUUCACCCAAUGCCACUGAAGAUAUGAGGGCUAUUUUCAUGGCAACAGGACCUGAUUUCCGUAGCGGUUUGAAGACGAAGCCAAUUCAAGUCAUUGAUCUGUAUAAUGUUAUGUGUCACAUCCUGGGGUUGCAGGCCUUGCCGAACAACGGAACCUGGAAGCACGUCCAACCAAUGUUGAGGACCCUGUCAGAUGGACCUUAUUACUCCCACGCUUCUACUUUCACAGCUUGUAUUGCCCUCAUCGUUUCCUUCGCAAUCAUCUUCACUGUUAAAAAUGCACUUUUUAUGUAAUGUUUUCUUCACUUAUUUGUAAAAGCAUAGAGUAGUUUGAAAAAGAAUAAAAUGCACACUUUUUUAGAA
Messenger RNA from Argiope bruennichi, 1527 nucleotides. Its product is annotated as glycerophosphocholine cholinephosphodiesterase ENPP6-like. NCBI's taxonomy places the organism in Eukaryota, Metazoa, Arthropoda, Arachnida, Araneae, Araneidae. The coding region runs from base 73 to 1458 and encodes 461 amino acids. The transcript is spliced from 7 exons. The record is from RefSeq and is a predicted model, not a curated record.